Molecule: messenger RNA, 1081 nt
Organism: Gadus morhua (Atlantic cod)
Lineage: Eukaryota; Metazoa; Chordata; Actinopteri; Gadiformes; Gadidae
Gene: vkorc1
Product: vitamin K epoxide reductase complex, subunit 1
Exons: 3
Coding region: 157-666 (169 amino acids)
Biological process (GO): blood coagulation; peptidyl-glutamic acid carboxylation; vitamin K metabolic process
Molecular function (GO): vitamin-K-epoxide reductase (warfarin-sensitive) activity
Source: RefSeq, a predicted model, not a curated record
UAACCCACGCCACGUACAUGUUUUGGGGGUGUUUCACCAUCGAAACGCCAAACCAGUUUCUGUUGAUUAAGAAUCCAUCCAGCUGCUGUAUCGCGUUAUACUGGGGACCAUCAAGCGCAACUGAAACCAUCAGGUCGCAGAAAGUAACGGGACGUCAUGGGAAAGGGUAAUGGUGGAGGAGUACCGACAUGGGAACGGAAAGCGCGAUGCUUUCUGUGCGUCUUUGGAAUCUUGUUGUCGGUUUACGCGCUGCACGUGGAACUAUCGAAGGAGAGCAACCCGGACUACCGAGCGGUGUGCGACCUGGGAGAGUCGGUCAGCUGCUCCAAGGUUUUCACCUCCAGGUGGGGUCGUGGGUUCGGACUGGUCCAGUUCCUCGUGGCUGAAGACCACUUCCUGAAUCAGCCCAACAGCAUUCUGGGAAUCAUCUUCUAUACACUCCAGCUCAGCCUUGGUCUGUCGGUGUCCCCUCGGGCGGCCAUGCUGCUGGUGCUGUCCUCCUGGGUCUCUCUCGCCGGCUCCCUGUACCUGGCCUCCAUCCUGCUCUUCGUGCUGGAGGACCUGUGCCUGGUGUGCAUAUCGACCUACGUCGUCAACCUGGUCCUGAUGCUGGUCAACCUGAAGAGGAGAUCAGGCCUGGCUGUGGCGAGGGAGAAGGCUGAGUAGAUCUUUUCACCUGGGCCUGCUCCUCCGUCACCUGGAGAGGAGGCCAGGCCAGGUCCAGGAGAAGUCGGAGUGGGAAGUCUCCAUCGCCUGUGCUGUCUUUGGCAGCCUUUGCCGUUGGCUCUUUGGAAGGAGAAAAAGUUCUGAUAGUCAAUCCACCUUCAAUUUUUUUUAUUGCAACCGACGCCUUUACAUCCAUUACGUCCUGUAAUUUAUUUUUCAACUUUUUUUUUUCUCCGAAAGAAAACCAGGAAUUAUCACAGACCUCCAGUAGGGGGCGCCAGGACUUUAAAAUCACAAGGAGCGCAAAUAGUGACAGUUUGGUUGUUAGAAAUAUGUGAAGUGUUCGCUGAAUGGCCCUGCACAUGUUAAUAAACAUUUACAAUUGAAUUCCUCUCACUGAGAAUGUUCAAAUCUA